Messenger RNA from Apis mellifera (honey bee), 2436 nucleotides. Its product is annotated as ATP-dependent RNA helicase DDX24. The record is from RefSeq and is a predicted model, not a curated record. NCBI's taxonomy places the organism in Eukaryota, Metazoa, Arthropoda, Insecta, Hymenoptera, Apidae. The transcript has 9 exons. The coding region runs from base 76 to 2388 and encodes 770 amino acids. Gene Ontology annotation, molecular function: ATP binding; nucleic acid binding; RNA helicase activity. Gene Ontology annotation, cellular component: nucleolus.
CUUAAAAUUAUAUAUAUUUAAAUAUAAUAACUUUGCAAUUGUAAUAUUAAUUAUAUUAAUAUUAAUAUAAAAACUAUGGCAAAAAAAAAACAUAGUAAUUUAAGUAUAUGGAAACCACUAAAAUUAGAAGGUUCUGUAUUUUCGGGCAAUGUUGAGGAUUUAAUUGGUAUUGAAGAAUUAACUGAUUAUAAAUUAGAAAAAGAAAAUAAUAAAACAAAAAUUGUAAUUUAUAAUGACAAAAAUGAUAAGAAAGAACCUAAGAUUUCACGAAAGCAUAAACAUUCCAAUAAAUGGUUGGAAAAUGACAUAGAUGUUACUGAACCAUUAUUGAAGAAAACUAAAAAAAUGAAACUUAAAGAAAAAAAUGAUAAAGAAAUAAAAAAAGAAUUAUCUCCAAGAAAUGAUUUAAAUAUUAAUUCUAAUAAUGAUAAUCAGUUUUUUAAUGAAUGUAAUGAGAGUAAAAAUGAUAUGUAUGAUAUUGAUGCGCAACAAUGGCAAAUAUUAGGUGUAUCCACUCCUAUAAUAAAGGCAUUAAAAGAUCAACAAUUUUAUCAACCAACUCCUAUACAAGCAUUAACUUUACCACCAGCAAUAUUAGGUCAUAGAGAUAUAUUAGGUGCUGCUGAAACAGGUAGUGGCAAAACAUUAGCAUUUGGAAUUCCAAUUAUAAAUGGUAUUUUGGAAUUAAAAAAUAAGCAAUCUGAUCAGAUAAAUAUAAAAUCUGAAAAAGAAAGAAAUAAAAUUAUUGAGAACAAAGGUUGGAUAUGCUCUGAAAAUAAAACAAUAGAAAUUGAUAAUAGCUCAUCUGAAUCUGAUUAUGAAGAAGAUAUUGAUAGUGUUAAUGAAAACAAUAUAGGUUGUGUACGUGUAAUUAAUAAUAUUAAAUUUAAUGAAACAAAUACAGAAAAUUAUAUGGAAAAACCACUAUAUGCCUUAAUAUUGACUCCAACUCGUGAGUUAGCUAUUCAAAUUAAGGAUCAUUUGACUAAAGCAGCAAAAUAUGUAGAUAUUAAAAUAGCUGUAGUAUUAGGAGGAAUGGCAGCUGUUAAACAAGAAAGAAUAUUAAGUAAAGGUCCUGAAAUUGUAAUUGCAACACCUGGUAGAUUAUGGGAAUUGAUACAGUAUGGUAAUCCACAUCUUUGUAAAGUAGAUUCUGUUAAGUAUUUGGUUAUUGAUGAAACAGAUAGAAUGUUAGAAAAAGGACAUUUCCAAGAAUUGCAACAGUUAUUGGAAAAAAUAAAUACAAAUGAAAAAAGAUUGAGAGAAAGACAAACAUUUGUAUUUUCUGCUACGUUAACUAUGGUACAUGAUAUUCCAGAAUAUUUACAAAAGAAAAAAAGAAAACAUAUUAAAAGCAAGAUAAAAAAACUUACACCUAGUCAGAAAUUAGAAAAAAUUAUGGAAUUAGUAGGAAUAAAGAAUCCAAAAAUUAUUGAUGUUACAAAAGAAUCAGGCAUUACCGCUAAUUUAACGGAAUGUAGAAUAGCUUGUACAAUAGAUCAUAAAGAUUAUUAUCUUUAUUAUUUUUUGAAAAGAUAUACUGGUAGAACAUUAGUGUUUUGUAACAGUAUUGGUUGCGUAAAACGGUUAAGUACUCUUUUUGGAAUUCUUGAUUGUAAACCUUUACCGUUACAUGCAAGUAUGCAGCAAAGACAACGAUUAAAAAAUCUUGAAAGAUUUCAGACAGAUGAAAAUGGAUUAUUAAUAGCUACUGAUGUAGCUGCAAGAGGUUUGGAUAUUCCAAAUAUUGAACAUGUGAUACAUUAUCAAGUUCCCAGAACGAGUGAGAGUUAUGUACAUAGAAGUGGCAGAACAGCAAGAGCAGAAAAAAAUGGCAUAACAGUACUUAUGAUGGAACCUUCUGAAAAACAAUACUAUAGUAAAUUAUGUAAAACACUUGGUCGCACGGAAGAUUUACCGAUGUUUCCUGUAGUAGAUAAACUAUUAAUUGCUGUAAAAGAAAGAGUUGAUAUUGCUCGAGAAAUUGAUAAAUUGGAAUUGAAGUGUCGUAGAGAUAAUUCACAAAAAGGUUGGUUACGUAAAGCAAUUGAAGAUAUGGAUUUGGUUUUAGAAGAGGACGAAGAAGAUUCAGAGUUAAGAAUAAAAGAACAAGCAGAUUUAAAACAUCAAUUAAAAAUAAAAAAACGUCAAUUAACAUCACUUAUGUCAAAACUGCUAUUUCCAAAAGGAUUUUCCGGAAAAUAUCCAGAUGUUAAUAUUGAACUUAAAUUAGAUGAGGAUAAUCAAAAAGCUAUUGAUGUAAUGAAAAGAGUUAUAGAAGAAAUUCCAAAAAAAAAGAAAGAAAGAAAUAAAAAAUCUAAUACAUCUUUUAAAACAGCUUCUUAUAAAAUUAAAGCUUUAAAGAAAAAAAAUAGAAAGAAAAUAUAAUAUAUAUUUUUCAGUAAGAUAAAAGGCAAUAAAUAUAAAUAAAUGUUU